This is a messenger RNA of Oncorhynchus tshawytscha (Chinook salmon), 3662 nucleotides long. RefSeq names its product syntaxin binding protein 6 (amisyn) (gene stxbp6). Gene Ontology annotation, cellular component: plasma membrane; exocyst. Gene Ontology annotation, biological process: exocytosis; Golgi to plasma membrane transport. The coding region runs from base 521 to 1264 and encodes 247 amino acids. NCBI's taxonomy places the organism in Eukaryota, Metazoa, Chordata, Actinopteri, Salmoniformes, Salmonidae. The transcript is spliced from 8 exons. Gene Ontology annotation, molecular function: phosphatidylinositol-4,5-bisphosphate binding. The record is from RefSeq and is a predicted model, not a curated record.
UCCACGUGACUGGCGGUUUGGAAAAGUUGCUGUGAGGACCUGCUACUGCUCUUCCAUCGAGACAGCAGCUGUGGCGCGCUAGUAGUCCAGCACUGCGAGAGUUUGAGGCGCUCUGUCUUUCUUUGAAAUACGACUGUUGAACGAAAUUAGGUUACUUCUAUGUCAAAAAGGACAUGCUACCUUUUACUUUGAUUGGAUAACAGGAACGACUUUGCAAGUGAAAGUUCAUGGACUCACGUUGAUAUCCUUUGAGGCUUUGACGCUUGAACCACACGUGAAACAGUCGCCUAACAAGAAGGCCAUUUAUUUUGGGGAGCAGAAUGUUUCUGAAAUGAGAUUGGAGUGGUCUUUCUGACGCUGGGGACUGGAAAAGCACAGAGCAGUCGGAUGUAAUGGCCAUUUUUAUUUUAUUUCUUCCCGGACUGAUCUCACUGCUUUCGCAAUGUGAUUUCUGGAGGAGAGCUGACGAACUCCUCUCCAUCUACCCUCUCUCUCUCUGCGACUCUCCCCCUCCCCCAAGAUGAGUGCCAAGUCAGCCAUCAACAAGGCGGUGUUCACGCCCCACGAUGAGAAGAUGCUUGCAGCCGUGCAGGUGAAGAGGAGGACCAAGAAGAAGAUCCCCUUCCUGGCUACUGGAGGACAGGGAGACUACAUGACCUUCAUCUGCCUCUCAGUGACUAAUAAGAAGCCUUCCCAUGUGUCCAUCACCAAGGUGAAGCAGUUCCCAGGUUCAUCGUCCUUCGCCAAGAGGUCAAUGUGGACCAUCGACCAGCUGAGACAGGUCAACGGCUGUGACCCCAACAAAGACUGUCCAGAGUUUGACUUGGCAUUUGACAAUGCCUUUGACCAGUGGGUGGCUGGCUCGGCCGGCGAAAAGUGCACCUUUAUCCAGAUCCUCCACCACACCUGCCAGCGCUACAGCUCUCAGAGCAAGCCAGAAUUUGUCAACUGUCAGUCUAAACUGCUGGGAGACGAUGAAACUGUAGAUUCAGUCGUUUUCCGUUGCAAGGUCUUUUUGAGCAGAAUGAGGAAAGAAGUUGUUUUAAACAGUCGACGCCAAGGUCGCCGGCUACUCUUAGAAGGUAACAGUAUACUCCACUCUGCAGCAGACAGUGUGACCAGUGCUGUACAGAAGGCCAGCCAGGCUCUGAACGAGCGAGGGGAGCGGUUAAGCCGGGCGGAGGAGAAAACAGGGGAGAUGAAGAACAGUGCUGAGCAGUUCUCAGUCACCGCACACAAGCUGGCCAUGAAGCACAAGUGUUAAACCAUUGCUAAGCCUUCGGGAGUAGGGGUCCGCCAAGAGCGCCAGACGCCAUUAAGGACGGAUUUCUGAUUUUAUUAUUCUUACAACUUUUAACAUGAUUACUCUUGUUAACAACGGUAACAUUUAAAUUUUGUGUUGUUGUGUAGCUACCUUGUUUCUAAUGAAGAAUAUAUGAUGACGUUGAGGGGGGAGAGCUCAGACAGUUAAGAGCAAAAGUUUCACAGCUAACUCCUCUUUCACUGCCUCCAUUGCCCCCUAAGUACUCCAUGACUUUACGUAGGCACUGCCAUCCCCAACCUAGACAAACACACACACACACACACACACAUUUUAGAUUCCCCCCCCAAAAAAAAAGGAGCAACUCUUCAACUCCGCUGUCUCUCUCAAAGAAGUAACUUUAUAUAUAUACAGUGCUGGAAAAGGAGAAUUUAACAAGACAGAAGAGAUUGGAUGAUGUGACACAUGCGUAUCACAUGAUGGCUAUUUCCUGUACUUGGAGACAACAAUGUACAUCCCUGUAUGUGAACAUUAACUUGUUAAAAAAAUGUUAGAUCUCUUUUGCCAUUUGACAUCACACUGUUGUAAAGGCUCAUUGGUGCAUUCAUUCAUUGCAGACAUAAUACUAGCCAAAUGUGUGACGGACAUGUUGCUUCAAAAACCUCCUGCUGGAAGACUAUAUUUCAACUAAGAUGGUAUGAAAUGUGCUGUUUUCCAACUAAAAGGUCUGAGUGACCAAAUGUUCAGGUGCAUGGUCUCUGUCAAAAGGUUGAAUGAAACCUACAGAGUAAAGACAAGCAUUUAGGCUUUACUUUUGGUAACAUUUCCGAAGGGUUAUUGAAGCACUUGGUUGUAAGAACAAGAUCAGACUGUUUAUUGUAAGGUGAAAGACUACAGUGCCAUUUGUAAAUUAGCUUCAACUGUUGUUAACAAGCUUAUAAACCUGUAAAUGCAUUCUACCACAAUCUCUGAAAAUAAUAUUUCCAUUCUAACUUGGUCACAUCUUGUAAUUCUUGUUUAAUUGGGGUUUAUGAAAUGUUUUCUGUAAAACAUCUGACUGACACUUCUUCACUAGCGGCAUUGUACAGUAUUGGUGUCCAUUCACUGACUGUGUAACCGUGGCUUCAUCACAAACAAGUAACCACCCACAGUGUGGGUAUGUUUAUUACUUUUAGAUUCUAUGUCUUGCUGUUACAGUGCACGGACAACCUUACCUUGCAGAGCACUGUUAAGUUCUUAAUGAAAUUCUCGUUGCCUCAACUUCUAGUCUGCUUUAGUCCUAACAUUUUGGAUAUUCAUUGUUUUUAAUAAAAAUAUUGAAACUAUGUAUUAUGGUUAUGAAUGUUUUGGGGUUUUUUGCUAGUGCAAGCCCCUUAGUUGGUCUCAGUGAAUACGUUUAUUAUCCUUCACUUUUCAUAGGACCAGAUGAGGUCCCUAAACAAAGUGCAAUGGUUCUAGAUUGGUGCCUUUUUAAACAGUCUUUUAUUAGUUAUUCAACAGCAUGUGGUUUUACUUGAGCAGUCUGAUUGUGUUAUGACAACACUCGUGGUAACCCAGGCGAACAGUGCCUUGCUAUAUCGAUAACCAAAGGGAGAAAGUAAAGUAUGUUUUGUACCAGGUUUGAAAGAGGGUGUUGCUUAAGAUGUAUGGUGCUUGUUGGAAGUUAAUUGUGUGAGGAAUACAGAAGAAGAAAAGGCUGAAUAGGUGGUUAUUACAGAAUGAUUAGGUGGUUAUUACAGAAUGAUAAGGUGGUUAUUACAGAAUGAAUAGGUGGUUAUUACAGAAUGAAUAGGUGGUUAUUACAGAAUGAUUAGGUGGUUAUUACAGAAUGAAUAGGUGGUUAUUACAGAAUGAAUAGCUGGUUAUUACAGAAUGAAUAGCUGGUUAUUACAGAAUGAAUAGGUGGUUAUUACAGAAUGAAUAGGUGGUUAUUACAGAAUGAAUAGGUGGUUAUUACAGAAUGAUUAGGUGGUUAUUACAGAAUGAAUAGGUGGUUAUUACAGAAUGAAUAGGUGGUUAUUACAGAAUGAUUAGGUGGUUAUUACAGAAUGAAUAGGUGGUUAUUACAGAAUGAAUAGGUGGUUAUUACAGAAUGAAUAGGUGGUUAUUACAGAAUGAUUAGGUGGUUAUUACAGAAUGAAUAGGUGGUUAUUACAGAAUGAAUAGCUGGUUAUUACAGAAUGAAUAGCUGGUUAUUACAGAAUGAAUAGGUGGUUAUUACAGAAUGAAUAGCUGGUUAUUACAGAAUGAAUAGGUGGUUAUUACAGAAUGAAUAGGUGGUUAUUACAGACAAACACUAUUUUCAAUUAAACAUAUUGAGUUAUUUCAAAACAUCCGUCUCGUUGUCUAUAUCAGAUUGCAUACCAUCUAAAUAAACAGAAAUUGUCUCCACAAGUCUCUA